CAAGGAGACCAAAUCCAAGGCCACGCUUCCAGCAUCUUCCAUUUGUCCCUCCUCUGAACUGACACUUAUUAGUCCUAGGAAUAAAAGGCACAAAAGGUAGGAGGGUGACGCUGAUAACAAUACCAUGCGGUUGAUGUAAAGUGGUGCAGCACAAAAAGGGAGCACGAAAGAUGGAUGAGGAAGAGGUUCAUAUCGCAGUCGGGAAGAACACUAGAAAGGAGAAGGCUAAGAUACUAUGGGCUGCUGCGAAUUUCCCAAGGGCCACCAUAGUCCUUGUCCAUGUUCACUGGCCCUCCAAGUGGAUGCCCUUCAACUUGGGUGGCAAAGUGUUAUACAAGUUUGCUAAUGAAAAGGAGAAGGAAAUACAUAGAGGUAGAGAAACGGAAGCGAUGGUCAAGAUGUUAUCACAGUACAAAAGUUUUUGUGGUGCAAGAAAGGUUAGCGCGCAUUACCUUACACAUGAUGACACUGUUGCCGGUGUUGUGAAUCUGAUAAAGAAGCUCAAAAUUAAGAGAAUCGUCAUCGGUUCAAGGAGCAUGUCUUGGCAAGCGGUAGUUCGCCAAUGCUCUCAGGUGUGGGUGGUGCUCAAUGGCAAACACGUCUCCACUAGCAAUGAUCAUCUGAAGCACACUGGAAGCAUUGGAUAUGGAGGGAGCUCAGAUAUUUUAGCAUCUAUACAUGAGCUAGGUGACGAAUCUGAUGGCUACACAACACCACCAAGUGACUUUGUAGAUGAAAUCACGAAUGAGGAGGAGGUGAUUGAAAUGGAUGAUUCUGAUCAGUUAGUAACGGAAGCUGAAACAUUGACUGAAGAAAGAACAGAGGAAUCCACCACUUAUGAGGAGGUGGAAAUAUUUGCUGAAGAGGGUGCUGAUCGAUCUGAUGAGAUACAAAGUUUCAGAAAUAUUACUGAAAAGGCUGAAAAAAUCAUGGCAAAAAUAGACAAACUCCAAAAGAAACUGAAAGAGCUGCAAGGAGAGGGCCAUAAUCAUGAAGAAAGCAGCUUGUUACCAAGACAAAUGGCUGCUUCACUGAAGAAGAAGACCUUAUCACAACCAAGACACCCAGAUCUGCAAAUUCCGGAGCACAUUGCACAAUUCUCAAUGCCGCAGAUUCUGAAAGCGACCGAUAACUUCCACUCAAGAAAUCUCAUAGGAGAAGGAGGUUAUGGACUAGUGUAUAAAGGAAAACUAGGUGGCAUGCCGAUGGCUAUCAAGUUGUUGAGGCCUCAUGGUAGACAAGGUUUCCUAGAGUAUCAGCAGGAGGUGGUGGUGCUGAGCAGACUGGAGCACCCGCACAUCGUGAGGCUCAUCGGCGUGUGCCCGGAGUCGUGCAGCCUCGUGUACGAGCACCUCCCCAACGGCACGCUCCUGGACAGGCUCUCCAAGGGACUCCUGUGGAAGGACCGCGUCAGGAUCCUCGCCGAGCAGCGUUCAGCACUGGCGUACCUCCACUCCAGCCGUCCCCACGCCAUCAUCCACGCCGACCUGAAGAUGACCAACAUCCUCCUCGACGCGGGCAAUGUGAGCCGCCUCGGGGACUUCGGGACAGCACGGGUGGUGCACGUGAAGCCGCUGGAGGAGGAGACCAUCCGCCGGCGCACGAACCCGAUGGGCACGACGGGGUACAUGGACCCCGUCUUCUUCAUCACCGGCGAGCUCACCACGGAGUCGGACGUGUACGCCUUCGGCGUGGUGAUCCUGCGGCUGCUCACGGGGCUGCUCGACCUCAACAUCGCCGAGCAGGUGCGUGAGGCGGUCAAGAUGGACGCCGUGCACAGCGUGCUGGACGCGUCCGCAGGGGCCUGGCCGGAGGUGCAGGCCGAGCGCCUGCUCAAGCUGGCGCUGAGGUGCUGCAGCCUGGAGAGGAAGCGGCGGCCGGCAAUCACGUGCGACGCCGAGUGGAGACCGCUCGAUAUCCUAAGGGCCAUGAACACGCCAGCUAAUAAAUCCCGGAAAUGGAAUUCCCUUGCGAGCUGAAUUGCGAGUUCAGAUUCUACGAGCAUGCACGUCUAGUCUAGUAUAUAUCUUGCUGCAAAUGCCAACAAAUAUAUUGCUAGUAACUCUCUUGUGACUAUAUAUAUAUCAAUAAUGUGCAUUAGAAUAUAUAUAGAAUAUAGGAGCAUAGUAGAAACUCCGGAUGGAAUGUAACCAGAAUAGACUUGGAUCGUGUUAUUCCUGGAUCGCUCAUGGCACAAAUUUUGGCACGAUCAAAAGCACGAUACAGCAUGAAAUAUU
Messenger RNA from Phragmites australis (common reed), 2237 nucleotides. RefSeq names its product U-box domain-containing protein 33-like. Gene Ontology annotation, molecular function: protein kinase activity; ATP binding. Gene Ontology annotation, biological process: protein phosphorylation. NCBI's taxonomy places the organism in Eukaryota, Viridiplantae, Streptophyta, Magnoliopsida, Poales, Poaceae. The transcript has 10 exons. The record is from RefSeq and is a predicted model, not a curated record. Bases 171 to 1979 code for a protein of 602 amino acids.